AUGGGUUUUAUAGGUAAAUGGAUGGGUUGGAUGGAAUGUUUGGUGUCUCAUAGUUCUAUGUCUAUUCUUGUUAAAGGUAGUCCAACUAAGGACUUCACAGUUUCAAGAGGGUUACACCAAGGAAAUGGAUUAUCUCUGUUUCUUUUUCUUAUUGUGGUUGAGAGGUUAUUUGGUUUGGUGACUAAUGUGGUUUCGUUAGGUGAUUUUAAAGGUUUCUAUUGUAGCGACAAUUCCAGUUUGGAGUUUUUGCAAUUCGCCGAUAAUACCAUUCUGGCGGUUGCAGGCUUCUUAUCGUGUGGUAUCAGGGCUUUGUCUUUCACUUUUCUUAGGGUUUCUAUCGGAAUUAAUCCAAGACGUUGGGAUGUGUGGAAGCCUAUUAUGGAUAAAAUUAGAAUAAGAUUCAGGUAUGGAGAUACAACGACUACGAUGUUAAAGGAUCCUAUUUUCAAAGUUCGCUCUAAGGUUUCGCUUUGGUGGAAGGAUUUAUUUUCAAUUGGUAAGGUUGAGGAGGAGAAUCAGGAUAAUUAG
Messenger RNA from Lathyrus oleraceus (garden pea), 528 nucleotides. RefSeq lists its product as uncharacterized. Lineage: Eukaryota; Viridiplantae; Streptophyta; Magnoliopsida; Fabales; Fabaceae. The coding region runs from base 1 to 528 and encodes 175 amino acids. The transcript is spliced from 3 exons. The record is from RefSeq and is a predicted model, not a curated record.